GAUUUUCUUCUGUUUGGUGACCCAAGAAGAACGUAAAAUAUAAGUUACACAAGAGCCAGCGAUGGAAAUAUUUGGAUGAGUUUGACUUCCCCUCCCAUCCUCUCGGCUUCCCUCCCAAACACCAGCAAAGCACUUUUCUGUUGGACAUUGUGAUAACAUUCGGACUUCCCAAAGCCAGAGGAAGCAGUUGUGCAAAGAGGAUGUGGUUAUUCAUUAACUGCUCUCCUGUUUAUCUGCUAGCCGUUUGAUUUUAAAAUAGGAAUUCUGUUUGCAUUUGUAAAUGACGAAUAUUUGGAAAGACCUGUUGGCAACGUUCUCUUACUUUCAGUUCCCAAAGUUUUGCUUUCCCCUAUUCUUCUUCCUUUUAUCCAGAUUGGCUGCUUUAGGUCUGCUAUUGGGAGCAACAGGGUGAAUCUACACUGUAGAAUUAAUGCAGUAUCACUCCGUUUUCACUGCUAUUAGCAGAGUACUUUUGCCCAAAGACUUCACAAUGUAUACCUACAAGAAGGAUGGAACGUUGCACACGGAAAAACCUAGAAUUGAGGAUCAUUGCCACUAUCAGGGCUACGUAGAAGGAACAUCCGACUCCCUGGUGGCUGUCAACAUUUGCUUUGGACUCAGGGGCAUGAUACAAAUCGGGAACAUCACCUUUGGAGUCGAGCCCACUCAUACGGGCAAACACGUGGUCUACCCGCUGAGUAGUGUGAAGUCCCCUUUCUUCUCCUGCGGGGUCCACUCCCUGUCCCACGGAUGCAAAAGCCCAGCAAUGUUUCACUCCGUUGAAGACAGGACUCCACACCUGAGAAACAAAAGGGGCCUCCUUCUGCAGACAAGAUAUGUGGAGCUCUUCAUAGUUGUGGACAAAGAAAGGUACAUGCUGUUAGGCCAGAACAAAACUGCCAUCAGAGAAGAGAUGAUGCAUUUAGCCAACUACCUGGAUGGCAUGUAUGCUACGUUGAACAUCCGCAUUGUGUUGGUCGGCUUGGAGAUCUGGACUGUGCAGAACAAGAUCAGUCUCGAAGGAGGUGCUGCGGAUGUUCUUGCCAACUUUGUUCAAUGGCGAGAGCGGGAUCUCAUUCUGCGCAGACGGCACGACAGCGCACAGCUUGUAAUGACAAAAGGCUUUGGCGACGUUGCAGGAAUGGCCUACGUGGGAACAAUAUGUUCCAAGAGCAACGCUGGAGGGAUUAACGUGUUUGGCCCCAUCAGUGUCCAGAUGUUUGCCUCCAUUGUGGCUCACGAACUCGGCCAUAACCUGGGAAUGAACCAUGAUGAUGAAAGGCACUGUCACUGCCCGACAGAUAACUGCAUUAUGAAAUCUAAAGCAUCAGGAGCCAGAAACUUCAGCAGCUGCAGCGAGGAAGACUUUGAGAAGCUCACCCUGAACAAGGGGGGAAGUUGCCUUCUCAAUAUUCCCAGACCGGAAGAAACCUACAGUAUCCCCUACUGUGGCAACAAACUGGUGGAUGCAGGAGAGGAGUGUGACUGUGGUUCCCUGGAGGAAUGUAAAACAGAUCCUUGCUGUGAACCCGGAAUGUGCAAACUGCGUCCAGGGGCCGAGUGUGGUUAUGGAGACUGCUGUCACAAUUGUCACUACAUGACCAAGGCCACCGAGUGUCGCGAGAAGGCCAGUGAAUGUGACCUCCCAGAAUACUGCAACGGUACAUCAGCCUUCUGCCCGCAAGACGUCACCAUUCAGAAUGGCCACCCUUGCAAAAAGGGAGAAGCGUAUUGCUACAAUGGAGUCUGCCAGUACUACGAGGCACAAUGCCAGGCUAUCUUUGGCCCAAAGGCAAAAGCUGCUCCUGAGGUUUGCUUUUCUGCCGUAAACUCCAAAGGAGACAGAUUUGGAAACUGCGGCUAUCACAACUAUGACUACAAGAAAUGCUCGAGCUCGAACUCUAUGUGUGGAAAGCUGCAAUGUGAGAAUGUGAAAACGCUUCCGGUGUUUGGCAUUGAGCCUGCUUUUAUCCAGUCUCCGAUCAAAGGCAGCACUUGUUGGGGAGUGGACUUCCAGCUCGGCUCGGACGUCCCUGAUCCGGGGAUGGUGAAUGAAGGCACCAAAUGUGCACCUGGGAAGAUAUGUAAGCACUAUCAGUGUGUUGAUGUGGCAGUUCUGGGCUAUGACUGUGACAUAAACAAUCAAUGCAACGGCCAAGGGGUGUGCAACAGCAAUAAGAAUUGCCAUUGUAACUCAGGGUGGGGCCCUCCCUUCUGUAAUACCAAAGGAUACGGUGGCAGCGUUGACAGCGGCCCUCCAUAUAAUGAUGAAGACACUACGACGAGAAACUGGCUGCUGGCCUUCUUCUUCCUGAUUCUCCCUCUAUUAUUGAGUGUAGUUUUCUGCUAUUUUAUGCGAAAUCGUUUGGGGUAUUCCUUAAGGCCUCUAAUAGAGUGUUGUUGCGGAUGUUUCAGAAGAUCGCGUCGCAGGAGGCAAGAGCCGGUCGGCUCCGAGUUCCCACCAAAUGUGCCAUUCCCACCCAUGGAUACAUCAUCCCAAAUGAACAUGCAGGCGAAGAGAUACCCUGUGCCAUCAUACACAGCCAAUCAACAACCAUACGGUGAACAUUUCUACUAUGCACCUCCUCAUUCUGCUCCAAGAUCAGCAGCGCUGCCCACUGAACAGCAUUACAUCCCAUCAAGGCCUCCGCCGCCGGCGACGAAGCCUACAAAAACUCAGGAACCCUUGAUCCCUUCUCGCCCUGCACCUUUGCCGCCCAAAUAACUUUCCGUUUUCCGCCUUUCACGAGCUGCCCUCCGUGCUGGGACAAAGCUGCAUUGGUCUCGCAUCAAGCGGCCCUUGAAACCCUUCCUUUUCCCCUCAGCACUGGAUAAGGAAAAAAGCAAAGUGAAACAUAAAACAAACAAACAAAAAAUUGCAAAACCAAGGAAUGUAAACUUAUCAAGCAAAAUACCUCUACCAAAGCUGCAGGAAGCGAAACCACCAAGGCUGUGAAAACUGUCUGUCCGAACUGCAGUGGGGCUGCGCUGCCGGAGAAGCAAAUCGGCCUCAAAUACAGCAAUCUUUUAGACGUCGCCAUGUCGCCCUUUCUUUUUAUGAUAUCUUUUUAAUGAUACAAUAUUCCUUAUGUGGGUUCCCUGCCUACCCAAGUUGUCUUUCGUAGGCAAUAUAAGGUUGAGUGAAGACAGGCAUAGCAUGGUUAGCUGGAUCAGGAGACCAAGCAUUAGAGCCACAUCUAAGUUAUUGAAAAAUUUCUGCAUGUGGGUGUGGAUCACUGCGUCCAUUUACGUUCCCAAAUUACUCACUUAUUGGGAGCAGUCCUGCACUUUUAACCAAUACAGCAAACAAUGGACCUUCUGAAGUUAACAUGUUGCACUUUAAAGCAUAAAGUAUGGCAAGGCUGAUUGCAAGACUUACAUUCGAUUUGCUGGUACACUUAUCUGUCGCUCAAAUAAAUCAGGCUGAAGGCUCUCUUUUUUUAAAAAAAAAAAUUACGUUAUACCUGUCUUCACUUGCAACUGCAUUAAGUAAAAGACUGCAAUUUACGUUGGGCCAGGAAGAGAAACGGGUUGGAGUUUUAAUUGCAAAAAACAAUGCAAAUCUAUCUCUAACUCAGAAGUCCAGUGGAGUCAUGGUAAAUCUGCACAGGACUGCAGAUAUACUUUAUGGAUUGGUCAAAAGAUAAUAUGCUAUUUAUCUUUUUUUCUGUGUUGCUGUGAGUUUUCCGGGCUUGUUCCAGAAGCAUUAUCUCCUGAUGUUUCGCCCACAUCUAUGGCAGGCAUCCUCGGAGGUUGGAAACCGGGCAAGUUGGGCUUAUAUAUCUAUGGAAUGAUGUCCAGGGUGGGAGAAAGAACUCUUGUCUGUUGGAGGCAAGUGUGAACAUUGCCAUUGGCCAGCUUGGUUAGUAUUGAAUGGCCUUUCAGCUUCAAAGCCUGGCUACUUCCUGACUGGGGGACAUUGAGGGAAUCACUGACCUCAUAGGGAAGCUGGUGAAAAAACACAACCUACAAACUAUCUACAGACCCACUAAGAAAAUCCUCUCACCUCUGCAGGAGUCUACAAUAUACCAUGCAGCUCUGGACAAGUCUACAUAGGGACUACCAAACACAGCAUUGCCCAAACACGAAACAAGGAACAUGAAAGACGCUGCAGACUAACUCAGUCAGAAAAGUCAACUAUAGCAGAGCACUUGAGCCAACCUGGACACAGCAUAUUAUCUAAGAACACAGAAAUGCUGAACCACUCAAACCACCAUGUCAGACUAGGUAGAGAAGCCAUUUAAAUCCACAAACGUGGACAAUUUUCACAGAAAGGAAGAAACCAUGAAAAUGAACAAAAUCUGGCUAUCAGUAUUAAACAAAAAUUCCAAAAUCAGGACUGUAAAUAAAGAAUAACACUAAAAAAAACAGGGGAAUUCCAUACAGGAAACAAUCAGGGCCAGCUAACACCUCCCAACAAAGAAUUCCCCCAAGAAGAAAGCAGCCAGACUUUGAAGCAGCAGGCAAUUCAAUGCUAAUCACUGCUAAUUGUGACAUUUACACUUGCCUCUAAGAAACAAAGAGUUCUUUCUCUCACCCGGGACAUUCCACUUAUAUAUCAACCCCCCUUGCCUAGUUUCCAACAGACCUCACAACCUCUGAGAAUGCCUGCCAUAGAUGUGGGCAAAACGUCAGGAGAGAAUGCUUCUGGAACAUGAUCAUACAGUCCGGAUUCCGGCCAUGAACGCCUUCGACAACCCGUAUCAGUGUUUCCUUCCUGGCAAAAAGAUGGAGGGGAAAGGAAAGACAUUUGAAGAUGACAUUUCCUAGUCUCCUCUAAAAAUACUAAAUGAAACAGGGAGAAAAACUCUAUGUUCCAUAAGAUGAAAUAUUUCAUUGUUAGUACUUUUUUAGGUUUUAAUGUAUGAAACGGGAGCGGGUCCAUAGCUAUAUUAACCCACUUUAAAACAAAGGCAAUUUUUUUACUGUGCUGACUGACACUAAACUGUAGUUAAUAAAGGGCGUUAGGUUGAACUUAACAAUAUUUAGCUAACAAAUAGAAGAGCAGCAGAUUCUUCUCAUUUACCACUAAUGAACAGUUCUCCCAAAAAGUACGAAAGCGCCCAUUUUUCUGGACAAGGCUAGCAGUGGAGCUGCUAAUGGUUUACAAGUAUUCUUAAUUUCAAAAAGACGGUAGAAAAGGAUUUCGCAACGACUCAGUUCUUUUGGAUUUGCCAGGAAGCAAAGAGAUGCCGGAAAACCCAACGACAACCAUAACUCACGGACAAAAUAUAUAAAGCACAUAUUCUGUUCUAUGUUAUAUAUUCCUUGGUGUCUCAAUAUAUUGUUGGGGAGGAGGAAGAGGGUUUUUGUGUUUGGGAAAAAUGGGAAUGUUACAAAGGUACCGCGUGCACCCUUCAUUCCAUCCUAAUAGUCUGAUAUUUGUCAGGGUCGCAAUGAUGCUAUGCAAAUCGUGCUAAUGACAUGCAAAUUAGCAGCAGCUCUUUGGCUUUGGAUGCAUUCCCCUCGUGGCCUUCAGAUACUUAAGCCAAAUUUAUCAUUUUUAUACAUGCAUACAAGGGCCGGGAAGGUGAAUGUAUGAUAUGGGAAUGUCAGCCCUGCAGUUGUUGGAUGUUGACAGUAUAAUCAGUAUGUCCUUUCGCCAACUCAUAUAUAUAGAUUGCUUUGAGUUUUCUGGGCUGUAUGGCCAUGUUUCAGAAGCAUUAUCUCCUGAUGCUUCACCCACAUCUAUGGCAGGCAUCCUCAGAGGUUGUGAGGCCUCUUGGAAACUAGGCAAAUGAGGUUUAUAUAUCUGUGGAGAAGAAUAACUGUUUGAGGAAAGUUUGAAUGUUCCAAUUGGCCACCUUGAUUAGCACUGAAUGGCCUUGCAGCUUCAAAGCCUGGCUGCUUCCUCCCUGGGGGAAUCGAUACUCAAAAAACGGAAAUUUCAGACAAACAAUCAGGGCCACUUAACACCUCCCAACAAAGGAUUCCCUCCUUUCUGUUGAAAUUGUCCACAGACUUGUGGAUUUCAAUGGCUUCUCUGUGUAGCCAGCUAAUUCCUCCCAACGAAGGAUUCCCCCAGGCAGGAAGCUUUGAAGCUGCAAGGCCAUUCAAUGCUAAUCAACAUGGCCAAUUGGAACAUUCACACUUGCCUCCAACAGACAAGUUUUUUCUCCCACCUGGCUCAUUCCACAGAUAUAAAACCCCACUUGCCUAGUUUCCAACAGACCUCACAACCUCUGAGGAUGCAUGUCAUUGAUGUGGGUGAAACGUCAGGAGAGAAUGCUUCUAGAACACGGCCAUACAGCUUGGGAAACUCACAGCAACCCAGUGAUUCCGGCCAUGAAAGCCUUCGACAACACAUUCAUCACAUAUAUGUAUUUGCUGUAAGAUCUUUUAGUUUGUGAAGGUGCAAAACUCAUGUUUAUUUUAAGCCCAUUGCAACUGUUAUGAGCACUUUAAAUCCUGGCAGCCUGCUGAAAAAAAUCCAGUUGACAUACCUUCCGACACUAAUUUCUUUGAAAAUGUUUCUUUUCAUGUCAGUCAGGAUGUUUACAUUGGCUAAAUCGUGUGGGAUUGCCUCAAUCUUGUCGGAUUGUAUUUUGUCAAUCUUUGCACCAUUGAUGAAGCCAGUUUGUUGUUGUUUAUUUUAUUACAAAAUAAAUAUGUAUCUGUUAACAAGAGUCUUCUGGACCUGGUGGUGGGAUUAUCUUGUGUUGUUAUAUUUAGAAUAUGAUUACCGGUAGUUUGUGAUGGGUCAGGGCUGCUAGGAAGAAACAUCCAUCCACUCCAUUCACUUUAGAAUGAAACUGUUAUUAAAUCAAGCAAACGUUUCCACCCACAUGGCAACCACUGUUUGGCAUAUAUGUGUUUGGUACAUUACUCCAUAAUUCUUGCAAAAAAGAAGAGAGAAAAAGAGUCUUUAACGGUGUUUAUAUGUAUUCCUAUAUAAAUAUGUCUGCAUUUGCAGUAAUAAAAUACUUGAACUAUG
This is a messenger RNA of Anolis carolinensis (green anole), 6934 nucleotides long. RefSeq names its product disintegrin and metalloproteinase domain-containing protein 9. Lineage: Eukaryota; Metazoa; Chordata; Lepidosauria; Squamata; Anolidae. Gene Ontology annotation, molecular function: integrin binding; metalloendopeptidase activity. Gene Ontology annotation, biological process: membrane protein ectodomain proteolysis; cell-cell adhesion mediated by integrin; transforming growth factor beta receptor signaling pathway. The transcript is spliced from 20 exons. Gene Ontology annotation, cellular component: plasma membrane. The coding region runs from base 431 to 2725 and encodes 764 amino acids. The record is from RefSeq and is a predicted model, not a curated record.